UAUAAAUGUCCAUGAGGCACUGUUGACCAAUGACCAGCACAGAGGGCUACUGAUCAUGGCUUCUCUGCACACUGGCGUUUGGUUGCUGCUGGCGUGGGGACUGAUACACACAAGUUCAUCCUCUUACUAUGAUGGAAUUGAGGAAGUGAAUAAUGACUUUAUUGAAAGUUGUGCAAAGGAAGCCAAACACCUGGUAGAUACGGCCUAUAAAAACACCCGCCAAAUCUUGAAAGAACGCUUAAGGAAGAAGAUAGUUGAAGCUCGCGACCUCAUGGCUUACUUCAAGCAGCCCGUUGCAGGAAGCAGAAACGCCAUACGAGCUGCCGAUUACAUGGGCACUACUCUGCAGCUUCUGACAGGAAAAGUCCAAUACUUUUAUGACCGUCCUUUCAAUAUUACAGAUCUACUAACAAAGAAACAGAUUGACACUAUAUCUCAGAUAUCAGGCUGCACAGCACAAUACCUCCCAAAAGCUUGCCAGAACAAUCAAUAUCGCACCAUUACUGGAGAGUGCAAUAACAGGAGAAAUCUCAAUCUUGGUGCUUCCAACACUGGGUUUACACGUUUGCUGCCUGCACAAUAUGAAGAUGGCGUGUCUCUUCCUCGUGGCUGGACUGAAAAUCGUAUGAUUAAUGGAUUCCGUCUCCCUUUGGCACGUCAAGUAUCCAAUGAAAUCGUAAGAUUCCCAACUGAAAAUAUCACCCUGGACAGUGGCCGAGCACUUAUCUUCAUGCAAUGGGGACAAUGGACAGAUCAUGACCUUGAUCUCUCACCUGAGACUCCUGCAAGGGCAACUUUCCUUGAAGGUAUUGAUUGUGAUACCAGCUGUGCAAGAGAGCCCCCCUGCUUUCCACUCAAGAUUCCACCAAAUGAUCCUCGGUUUAGAAAUCGCAGUGACUGUAUCCCAUGCUUCCGCUCCUCUCCUGUAUGCACCCCGGGAUCUCCAAUCCGUGAACAGAUUAACAUUCUCACCUCUUUCCUCGAUGGGAGUCAAGUGUAUGGCAGUGAUCUGCCACUGUCUUUUGCACUACGUAAUAACACAAAUCAGUUUGGACUUAUGGCCAUUAAUCAGAACUUCACGGAUAAUGGGCUUGCAUUUCUUCCAUUUGAAACUGCACAUGAAGACUUCUGCGUCCUGACGAACAGAUCAUCUGGAAUCCCCUGUUUCUUGGGAGGAGACCCCCGUGUCAGUGAGCAACCUGGUCUCAAUGCCUUUCACACACUCUUUGUACGUGAACAUAACCGCAUAGCUACAGAACUACGGAGGAUGAAUCCGCGUUGGUCUGGUGAGACCUUGUAUCAAGAAGCUAGGAAGAUCGUAGGGGCACUCUUGCAGAAAAUCACAUACAAAGAUUGGCUGCCUCUACUGUUGGGAUCAGAGUUGCCAAAAGUUCUCCCUAGAUACAGAGGUUACAAUGAGUCUGUAGAUCCAAGGGUGGCCAAUGUAUUCACUAUCGUGUUCCGCAUGGGCCAUACUCUCAUACAGCCACUCAUAUAUCGUCUUGAUGAUGGCUAUCGUCCCUAUGCUCCAGAGCCACAGACCCCCCUAAGCUUGACUUUCUUCCAUAGCUGGAGAUUGGUCAGACAAGGUGGAAUUGAUCCUCUUCUCCGUGGACUGAUGGCAAAUCGAGCAAAACUUAAUCGUCAAAACCAACUGGUCGUGGACGAGUUAAGGGAGCAUCUCUUUGGGCAAUUGAAACGUACUGGGCUUGAUUUACCAGCCCUAAAUUUGCAAAGGGGCCGUGAGCAUGGUGUACCAGGAUACAAUGACUGGAGAAGGUUUUGUGGAUUUUCUGCACCAAGGAAUGUGAAUGAGUUAGCUGCUGUGCUGAAUAACAGGGAGCUGGCCCAAAAGUUCAUAAAUCUGUAUGGCACAGCUGAAAAUAUUGACAUUUGGGUUGGCGGGGUUGCUGAACCUUUAGUUCGUAAUGGCAGAAUUGGGCAGUUGCUUACAUGUCUGAUUGGCAACCAGUUCCGUAGAGCUCGAGAUGGAGACCGGUUUUAUUAUGAGAGCGAAGGGGUGUUCACCCCCUCUCAGAGGAAUGCGAUAGAGAGACAGACAUUUGCACGUGUGAUCUGUGACAACACUAGGAUUACUGAGGUUCCUCGAAAUGUCUUUUUGGGCAAUCAAUAUCCUCGUGAUUUUGUAAGAUGUCAGAAUAUUCCAGCCCUGGACCUCAGACCAUGGAGAGCAAAUUAAGAUUAAAAUGGCAAGAAAAUCGUCAAAACAGAAAAACGGGGAAUGAAAAAUUUAUAGAGGGAAACCUCUCCUUUUUGAGAGGACUACCCCUUUAUCUAGGACAGAUCUGAUAGGACUAUCCUUCUAGUAGACCAGUUCCAAUGCAGUUUUGGGUGGUUGUCUCACAGAAGUUUUUACUGUAAUGGGUUUUGAUGUUGUUAUUAUUAUGAAUAUACUUCCUCCCGAAUCCAUAGUUGCCAACAGUCUUUAAUUUUUAGGCACUGUCUAAUUUUUAGAGACAGUCCUAGUAAAUUCUGGUUGUCCCAAAUGGAAAAUGGGCAGGGCAUAUAUGCACAACACCCAUAAAUAGAUAACCCCAGGUGGGUUUGGGGGGGUUGUCAUGUCCCAAAUUUACUAACUACAAUGUUGGUAUGUAUGCAAAUCAAGUUAUGGUUUAGGUAAAUUGCAAGAAUGCAACUCCCUAAUAUGCAUCUAUUGAUUGCUUUUAGCAAUAGGGUCCGAGUCUGGGUAUACAUUAAAUAAAGGUACUCUGAACCCCUCAGCAGAAUACGAGAUGCUUACUUGCUGUCAGGUGUAGGUGAAAUAGGCUUGACAUGUGCUUAACAUCGAGAAGGGUUAAGCUCCAACAUUCACUCUGCCUUGUAUAGGAUAUUUAGACACAGGACUAUGGCAGCAAACAGAAUUCCAUGCCCAUACUAUCAGAAAUCUAUAUAUGACUUUUGUUUUAGAGCUUAUAGA
Molecule: messenger RNA, 2938 nt
Organism: Bufo bufo (common toad)
Lineage: Eukaryota; Metazoa; Chordata; Amphibia; Anura; Bufonidae
Product: myeloperoxidase-like
Exons: 14
Coding region: 56-2200 (714 amino acids)
Biological process (GO): response to oxidative stress
Molecular function (GO): heme binding; peroxidase activity
Source: RefSeq, a predicted model, not a curated record